Myripristis murdjan (pinecone soldierfish) is the source of this 5532-nucleotide messenger RNA. RefSeq names its product F-BAR and double SH3 domains protein 2-like. Gene Ontology annotation, biological process: neuromuscular synaptic transmission; regulation of actin filament polymerization. Gene Ontology annotation, molecular function: protein binding. Bases 156 to 2438 code for a protein of 760 amino acids. The record is from RefSeq and is a predicted model, not a curated record. The transcript is spliced from 20 exons. Gene Ontology annotation, cellular component: recycling endosome; neuromuscular junction. Lineage: Eukaryota; Metazoa; Chordata; Actinopteri; Holocentriformes; Holocentridae.
AACGGGACUCUUAACUUAGUACCCACUAGACUCGUCAUGGCCGCUUGACCCAGGCUCACAUUUCCUUCUGUCGUUAUUAUUUGUUCGAAUGGUUUGCACAAAGUUUUCCGGAUAAACUUCCGUCUUUCGCAUAGUUUUUAUGUCAAGAAAUAAGAAUGCAACCCCCACCGAGAAAGGUCCGGGUCACCCAGGAGUUGAAACAUACUCAUGCAGAGCAGCUGAGCAGAUUACACAUGAAACACCAGACAGAGUGUGACCUCCUGGAGGACCUGAGGACGUUUAGCCAGAAGAAGGCAGCUGUAGAGAGGGACUAUGCCCAGGCCCUGCAGAAGCUGGCUAAUCAGUAUCUAAAGAGGGAAUGGCCAGACAGCCCAUCAGAGGAGCAGGCAGACCACAGGAACAUGUACUGUGUAUGGAGAGCCUAUUUGGAGGGCACGGUCCAGGUCACCCAGUCCAGGAUCAGCGCUUGUGACAACUACAAAGUGCAGGUCGCCGAUCCGGCCAAGACGGCCCGGCUGCACAAGGAGCAGCAGCUGAGGAAGUGUAUUGAACAGCUGACGGUGGUCCAGGCCGAGCUGCAGGAGUCGGUGAAGGAGCUGACCAAGAGCAGGAAGAAGUAUCAGGAGACGGAGGCCAUGGCCCAGGCUGUCCGGGAGAAGGCGGAGUUGGAUGCCAAGUCCAAGCUGAGUCUCUUCCAGUCGAGAUCCAGUCUGCAGAGGGCAAGUGUGAAACUGAAAGCCAAGAGGAGUGAGUAUAACUCCAAAGCCACCCACGCCAGAAACGACUAUCUGCUCACGCUGGCGGCGGCCAACGCUCACCAGCAGCGCUACUACGACACAGACCUGAUGGAUUGCAUGAAGGUCUUAGACGGCAGAAUCUACGAGCAGGUGAAGGACUACCUGGUGUCUCUGUGUCAGACCGAGCUGGAAACCUACCAGGCCGUACACAACACCUUCAGCCACCUCCUGAGCAGCUCCCAAGGUGUGCUGCAGGAGUUUCAUCAGCAGCUGUUUGUGCAGAAGAACCUCCUGUUCCAGCAAGCCGCAGACUUUGUGUUCCAGCCCAGCGACUCGGACACGGUGAGGCAGCUGCAGAAGGAGAGCGGCACGGCGGAGGAGCACAGCCUGGACAAGGAGGCGAGGAAGUGGGCAAGCCGAGUGGCACGAGAAUACAAGAGCAUCAUCCACACGCAGAGGGCCCUGGAGGAAUAUGGGACCCAGGAGGCCUCGGAGCAAAACAACAGCGAGCUGGAGACCAAGAUGGAGGUGGCCAGGCAGAGUCUUCGCAGGGCAGAGACUGUGAAAGUGAAGGCGGAGGCCCGUCUGGACCUGCUGCGGCAGGCAGGCGUUGCUGUUGAAACGUGGCUGAAGAGCGCCAUGAACCAGGUGAUGGAGGAGCUGGAGAACGAGCGCUGGGCCAACCUCAGUACCCACGAUCCCUCACUCUCUGGAACGGCGGAUUUGGAGCGAGAGGACGAGGAGGAGAUGGAGGACAGUGGUGAAGUGCUGGACGACAGCAGCUCCAGUCCCUCGAGCACGUUGAGGAAUUACCCGCUCACCUGCAAAGUGCUCUACUCCUACAAGGCGUCUCAGCCGGACGAACUGACCAUCGAGGAGCAGGAAGUCCUGGAGGUCAUCGAUGACGGAGACAUGGAGGACUGGGUGAAGGCCAGAAACCGCAGUGGGCAGGUCGGCUAUGUCCCAGAGAAAUACCUGCAGCUACCCUCCUCCAACAGCCUGCUGAGUAUGCUGCAGUCUCUGGCAGCCCUGGACGCCCGAUCCCAUUCCUCCAGUAACUCCACUGAACCUGAAACCGAACCCCCAACUAGCACUGUCAACGGAGACUCCAAUGUGUCAUUCGCGAAGGCCCUGUACGACUACGCGGGCCAAACGGACGAUGAACUGUCCUUCCCGGAGGGCGCCAUCAUCCGCAUCCUGAGCAGAGAGACCCACGAGGACGAUGGCUUCUGGGAAGGAGAGUUUAACGGCGUGGUCGGCGUCUUCCCGGCAGUCCUAGUGGAGGAUCUCAACGGUUCCGGCGAGAAUGGAUACGGGCAACGAGAUGGCAACACACAGGCUUCCCUUUCCGCUUUGGCCCAGAGUGACCGAUCCCCCCGUAGUCCCUUCCAGCUGGGGCCUUUCCACAGCAGCCCGCUCCAGACGCCCACCCUGGCCUCUCCUCAGUCAAGCCCCUCCAGCGCCGCCACUUCCCCUAUUGGCCGACCCCCCUCCUAUCUCAACGGUCAUCAUCGGCCACCGCCAGCACCGCACAAAAGCGCCUUUCACAGUCCAGCCCAAGGCUCCUCUCAGCAGCCUCCCAAGUACCCUGAUGGUGGCUCCGGCACCAUUCGCCCUGUCCGUGCUGCUCCGCCCCCCCCUAAGCAGCACCCUCGUGGGCAGGUGAAGAGGAGGGAGGAGGUGGAGAUCACCCUGGUGUAACGAUGUCACCCCAGCGGUGGCGGCAGCUCCGUUCGAACCAGACGGGACCUGGUUGGGUCUCGGCCUCUUGACGCCCUCCCAGACGAAAACAGAGGAAACUUGGACCCCGUGAAGCAGCCUGGCGGCCAGGAGAGGCCCCGCGAUUUGUUUUCUCUUCUUUUUUUUGGUCACACAGCACAGUGUAACGACUAUUAGGGUUAGCGCGGUGAGGAGGAACCAACUGUUGUGCCUUUCGGUCUCUGAACUCCUCUCUUUUGUUUUUAUUUUCCUGUCCCGCUUGUUUUUUUGUUUGUUUUUUUCAUUAUUUGCUUCUUGCGCUUCUUCUGGAUCUUUACACUUCCUUGUCUAGUGUUUUGUCUGUGAGGGUUUGACUGAUAUGAAGUCAGUAUUUUCCUUUUUAUUACCAAUCAGAUAUGAGUCAGUGUCGUCCACCUCUUUAUUCCUUAUUCCUUAUUUGGAUUGCCAUUAAUCUUCCUGGGCUCCACGAAAAAAAUAGCAACAAUAAAAACAAGCAAUUAUUAAAAUCACACUGUAUAAAUAACGCAAAAAGACUAAAACAAGCUAAAUGUAAAGAUCAGUAAAUACGUCAAAUAAGUCCACAUAUGAAAUAACAGAAAAGUAACCUACAGUGAAAACAAAAAAUAAAUCAAAUGUCAAAUACGCAACAACAAAAAGCAAAGAAAUUCAAACAAUCCAAACUAGUGAGACAGAAAAAAACACAAUUAUAUCCAAAAGAAAUUCAUCAGUUUCUGUUUUGAUAAGCUUUUAAAAGAAAAUCUACUUGUAGUUUGUGUGUCCACCUCUGAUAUGGAUGUGAUACAGUUUAAUUGAUCACGUUUACUGGAUAAUUGAAUGCAACAAUCAGACAUGAUGUGUAUUUUUUUAUUACUGUUAUUACAAAUAAUAGAGAGUUUUAGAGUCCAAACUCUGUUUCAGAGGCUUUUUCUUCUGUGACAAGAAUAAAACUUGAAAAUAUAAAGGGAAAAUUGAAUAUUGGCACAACAUAGCAGUUAUUGGCAGCUUCGGCCCAAAACCAUCAGAAUCAGUGCUGACUUCUGAAAAACUCGUAUCAGUCAAACUCUUAUUUUCUAAAUGCUUCUGUUCCUCUCUGCUGUCAGUCGUAGCAACUGAUAAUGUAAUAACUGGUCUAUAAUAACCUGAAGAAAAGGAAUAAACUCUAAAUGUCGCUCUGAAUGGACUGAAAACAUAACAAAACCCGUUGAUGUGUAACAUCACAUUGAUAAAUGAUUUAGUGGUGUUUGAUUCAUUUUAAAUUCACAAUACAGUAAUGACUAAUGGUGCAACAACUGAAGUUAAGGCUUUCUUAUGAGUUAUUACAUAAUUCAUCACUAGAUUAAAAACUGCUAUAAAUGUUGCAUUCUGGAUAAAAUAAUAAUUACAAGUUAAUGUAAUAUAAUUUUAUUAUGUUGUCUAGAAAUUCACGUUUUCUUUCUUUCUUUUUUUUUACCCCAUUCAGAGAGACAUUUUUAUAAUAUUUUAAUAAUAAAUCAUCACAUUGUCGGCCAGUUGUAACCUCAGUUGCUACGUGGCUCUUUCUCUCUUCGAUAGUCGGGCAUUGAGCUGCGCGAGUCUCGCCUCGAUUUGAGUUUUCACAAUUGGAUUACUAUGCAACAGAGAUACGCCUGGCGAGACAGAGCAGAAUUUUCCUUUGCCUUUUUUGUUUUGUUUUGUUUUGUUUUUGGUUUUUUGCUCCAGCCCAAACCAAAAGUCUGGUUGUCUCCAUGCAUGAUUUAAAAACCUCCUACCUGACAGAGGCUGGUCCUCUCCUUUUUUUUUUUUUUUUUUUUUUUUUUUUUUAAAUACAAGCAACUGGACACAAAGUUUCACAAACAAGGGAAAAGUGGCAAUUUUAGUCGGGGGAUUGUUGUCGCAGUAGCUAGAAUCUCCUGCUUGAGGAAUGUUGUCUGAUCAAAACUAUGGAUCCCCUACCUUUUUUUUUUUGUUUAAUAUCAAAGCAACCCCCCACCUCCCACCCCUUUUAUUAUGACCGUUUUCUUUGCACCAAAUGCUAAGAAAUUCUGGGGGGGGGGUACAUAUAGUGCGAAUGAAUAUAUGUAGUGUUUUUUUUGUGUUGUGUUGUAAAAUAAGGAUGUAGCUAUGUUGUUAUGAAUACUAAUCUAGGCCUCAACUAGCCAGUAAAGGUUGCUGGUGGGAGUAGCUGUCUGGUGGGAGUUCGGUGGGCGUUUCGGAGCGGGGGCGCGGCUGGCCACAGUUCAUGUUGCGGUGAUGCUCGGUUUGUCGGGAGCAUCCAGACUCGCCUUCACAGUUUGAGGAGGAGAACAUCCUGAGCUGGCAGCUGUCCAGUUGAAAUGUAUACAGACUGUCAUACUGAAGCACUUUUUGACAUCUUUUUAUUCCUUUUCAGUAUUGCUGUUUGGUCUCUGUUGUGGAUGCUACGUUGUUCCUUUUUUUUUUUUCUCAUUUGACAUUUUGUUUACCAGCUAUAUUGGUAUGAAUAUGUUUAACUGCUCUUGAGUUAUUUAGCCUUAAAUAGCCGUUGUAGUGUCCUUUGGUUGAGACUGAGGUAUGAUCUUUUCAUUGUAUCGUUGAAAUAUUGAAAUAUCAAUAGUUUACAGAGUGUUUGGAGAUGGAUAUCUGUACAAACAGUGCAGUGAAAUUGUUUUUUUUUUUUUUUUUUUUUUUUUUUUUUUUAGAAUUAGGGUAAAACCUAUUGAAACGUAGUUCAAUUCGAUCAUAGGAAAAGAGAUAUCUGUCAGCCACGUUGCUGUGUUCUCGUUGAUCUCCUUGAGAUCUGAAUGUCAUCAAACUUAUUUUUGAAGUUUACAUGUACCCUGUUCUAUUGAAAGAAGAUAGUCGUCAGACUGAAGCCUCUUUUCCCAAUAGAAAAGUUGAUUGUUGAUGAACUUGCUACUGGUCCUGAUUCAGUUUGCCUUAUUUUGGGGUUGAGGGGGCUCGUAAUCUAAAACUGAAAUUCAGUUACAAACUGCCCACGUUUCCAUAAUGUAAGGUCUGCAGAGGUUUUUGAGCAUCACAAUUAUACACCAGUGGAUGUUAAACUGUAUUUAUUGUGUACAAAUAAAUGUGAAAUAAAAUAGCUGAAAUAAAACACUAA